GUUAUGCUUCUUUGUAUUGACAUAUCAGUAGGUAGAUGUACAGAACUAGAGUGUAAGUUGAAAUUUGUUUGAACUGUUGAUGCUACAACACCGUAUGGGUGGGACGAUUUAACAAAAUCCGAGAGAAUAUUCACUAUCUGUUUGUCACUCCGAAGUAGUGGAAGUUAUAUUAACACACAGGAAAAGCGAAAUAACUCAUGAGCGUCUUAAACCUCCUAGUUUUGUGCUGGGUCGUCGGAUCUUCGCCGUGGGUCAGUAGCAGGACAAGUGGUACAGCAGGUGUCGCGAUGGCCGACUCACAACCCCCGCAAACCCGCAAAUCCCCACCGUGCCCACAAGCUUGCAGGUGCAGCAGAAAUACUGGGUUCGGUUACAGCGUUGAUUGCUCGUCACUCGAUCUUAACCAAGUGCCCAGCUCUGUAGACGAACUAACUACAUUUCUAGACUUGAGCGUAAACAAUAUAUCAGUGGUAGCAAGCAAAGCAUUUAGCAAUCUACACCUUCUGCAAGAAUUACGUCUUGUCAGUGACAACAUUGAAACUUUGGUGCCAGGAGCAUUUGAUAGUUUGCGGGCAUUAGAAACUUUGAUGCUGCAUAACAACAGAAUCACGAACAUACCCGGCAGAAGCUUCAUAGACACACCGAACCUUUUAGAUCUAAAUCUCGACGGUAAUUUCAUCAGCGAACUGCACGAGGACUCACUGGAAGGUUUACAAAAUCUUGAGAGUCUUCGUUUGGAUGACAACCGACUGUCACGUGUGCCUACUGAAGCGCUCAGUAAAACCCCGAACCUCAAAGCCCUAGACCUUGCGUUGAACAACAUUAAAGUGAUACACACCGGAGCGUUCAGACAUCUGACCAAGUUAAGAAUGCUGAAUCUACGUGAAAAUAAGAUCUCAAGAAUAGAAGACGGUGCCUUUGACGGUCCGGUCAAAUGUCGCAUAUUACACUUGGAGCACAACCAACUGACCGAAUAUCCUCGGCCUGUAACCGGCCUCACUAAGCUACGAGAGCUGAAACUUAACGACAACAAGAUUCAAAGACUACCAGACCGUGCAUUCUCAAAACAAACCAACUUAGAGAUUUUAAUGUUCCACAACAAUCCGCUCAAGUCUGUUGGAAGAUGGACCUUCACCAAUCUACGCAAUCUGGAACUACUAGAAAUAGUCGGUGUCGAAGAACAAGAACAUUUUCCUGAUCUGUCUGGUUGCAACAAACUAAGAGAACUCUUUGUGGUCGGGGGACGCUUCACUCAAAUACCUGACACACUGUGCGGGAAAAAGUCGGUCCUGCAGCGCCUCAUAGUGGCCAAUAAUCGCUUACAAAACCUGGGCGGUAUCAGCAACUGUAAAAUGUUAGACGGACUUGACAUUAGCGGCAAUGCAUUGAAGUCGUUGAACGAAAAUGAAAUGAGCAAUCUAACGUUUCUUCGCACACUGGAUUUAAGCGAAAACAAAAUCUCCUCUCUAGCUGAGAACGUGUUCGGGCACAGCAAGCUCGUUAAACUGAACCUAGCGUACAACUCGUUUGCAUACCUUCCAAUACGUGGCCUCUCACAGCUGAGGAAAUUAAACGUAUCAGGAGUAAAGAACAUGUUGUACUUGCCACCUAUACAGUUCAUGAACCAUCUGAGCCAACUUGAGGCUGCCUACCCUUACCAUUGUUGCCAGGUAUCGAAUGAGUGGGUACGUGCGCACGAGUACGAAUGGGUUGGCCCGGACGAUGAAAUCAUAAAACAGAGUUCACCGGCAAUUUCGUGUCACCCCGAACCCAGCGCUCUUACACCAUGCGAUAACCUCCUACCGUCGGUAGUGGUUCGUGUGGUAUUGUGGUUGGUCCUUGUGUUUUCCAGCGCCCUUAACAUGACUGUGGUUCUUUCUUCCAUCAUUCGUAAAUGUAGGAACGCAUGUCGACAAGCUCAUAGGCGGCAAAAGACACCGGAACCCGUUACCACCACAUCAGUGACGCCCGAGCAACAUGUUAUGGAUAAGUUCGUACAGUCGUACGAUUCCACCGGUAGCGUAAGCGACACCUUUGAGCUUGCUUUGUGUCAUUUAGCAUUUGCGGAUUUUGUCGCUGGCGUGUAUAUCGCUAUCCUAGUUGCCUAUGAUGUGACAACAAGGGGUAACUUUGCGGAACAUGGUGCAUGGUGGCAGCAAUCACUGAUGUGCCGCACUGCAGGCUUCUUCCUGGUUAUGGGUCUUCAAUUGAGCUUCUUCACAGUGCUUAUUGCUACCGUGGAGCGCUACUUGGCAACGAUGUUCCCUCUAAAACCAGAGAAACAUAUCAGCAAGGCGGUGCUAGGUCUCACACUCAGUGCUGCAUGGGUUAUAUCAAUUGCAACUGCUAUUGUCACUUUGGUCAGUGGCGAAGAAGGUUUUCCACUACAAGAGAGGUCACGAAGAGUGCUUCCGUUGUACAACGGUGCAACAUGCCUUCCAUGGUCCACGCAUUUUAAAUACGUUGCAGUAUUGGUUGGCGGGCACGUUAUCGCUUGCUUGGGUAUUGUCAUUCUUUGCGUACUGAUGUACUGCGCAAGAAGGAAACAAUCUUGGUUGUCAGCACAAAAGCAUACGAGAAGACAGAUAUCGCUUACUGUCGCUUGUAACGUGACACUAAUUCUCCCACUUGCUCUCAUAGGUCUUCUUGCAUCGGCAGUAACUACCUAUCCUUCAGCGGCGGAACCUUGGGUUUUCUCCUCUGAGAGCGCUUACUCAAAUCAGGAGCCGGCCAAGUUAAACGUGGAUUUGUUACUUACGAUGGUCAUGCUGCUAAUAUCCUUACGGUUUGCCAUCAACCCCCUGCUUUACAUAUCCUUCAGUGAGUCGUUUCGGCGCGACAUGAGAGCAGCUGCCGGUUGGCUCUGCUGUACUAUACGUCGAAACCGUUACCAUGACUACGAUACCGAUGAUGACAUUGACGAUGGUUUCACAGAGCCAACUGAGUUUGCAUUUCACGAUCCUAAUGCUACACGACAACUAGAAGCUUCUCUUCCAGUGUUCAGACAUGGGAAAAUUGCACCCGAUGUUAUUCAAAGUAGCGGUUAUGAGACCCACGUAUUUGGGGAGGAAUUUGCCAACGAACCGUUUUACAAUAUGCAUUCGGAUGGCGAUUUACAACGCAAAAUAACAGCCCGUCGACUUGAAACAACGAGACUCGUUCCAGUGAUGUUACACGCACAAGCAUAUGAUGAAGAUAGGUUGUCACCUCAGCUGAAUCACCAUGAAGCAAAGUAUUCUCAGUGUAACAGUCGAGACGAAAAUAUAACAAUUUCGCAGAUGUCACCGGAGCGCAUAGCUGCGGAGGACAAUAAGUUGAAUUACGCAAGUGCGCAAGUCGCGAAUAAAACUUACAUCGCGCAAGGCGCAAGACCGAAAUAUAACACACGCUUGCCGCCUUUAAUUUGGCGGAAAUACUCCCCGGAAGACGCGGCCAAUGUAGACGGAAAAAAGCUCUCGCAGUCGUGUGAGUCCUCAACCUCAAAGGAUUCCGGGAUUCAGUCGGAGCCAGAUUUUGGUGUCGCCUAUUCAAGCGGGUGCAGUAGUCUUGCACGUUCCAGUGCUUCCAGUCACGAAACCGGUGACAGUCUGGACAACACUGAUACCACUUACGCGCGUGGUUUUCUUCAGGUAGUAGGCGAGAGAACAUUACCACGCAACGAAGCAGCGCACACGGUUGAUGCGGCGCAUCUUAAAUUGAAUAUAGCAGCGAACGAUGUCAGGUUAGAGAAAGUUGAUUUGUGUGAAUUACCGAAAGUCGGUGAAACCGUUUUAUGAUGGGAUUUUUCUGCGAAACUUGUUUUAUUUGCGUGUGAAACCUUGUUGGCUUUACUGAAUGUUUACCUCUACAUACUGUUUUUUUUUCGUUUCUGCAAAGCUUCCCUUUAAACGGCGGUCGCUGUUCUUGCCUACAUUUACUUACCUUGUUAAUAUACUUCCAAACAUAAAGCCCAUAUACUGGUAAAAACGUAAAAUGAAAAAUCAUACUCGUCCUUGUAAAGGUGUUCGCUGAACAACUGUUGUUUGGUUAAAUUACUUGGUAACUAGUACAGUACCUCAGGUGUGGACAGCAAAAUUUGGUUUUGUAAAUUUUGCACGUUUUGUUUGUUCAUUCUCUGUAUGAUGUUCAUAUAUAUAUAUACUGAAGUACAAUGGCAUGCUCAUUUAACUGCCUUUCCAUGUAGCACCCUGGGAGACGGCUACACGUUUUUGCUGGCAAUUUUGAUUUACCUCUAAUUCCGAAUACUCAUCUAUAACAUUCAAAUAUGGUCAAACAAAAUAUGUUUUGCAAGAAUGGGAUGGCUGUUGUUUAACUACUUCUAUUUGCAAUAAUAAAAACAUCACUUUCUACAACUGAGUGUGCAGCUUGAUUUUUUGUAGAUAAAUAUAAAUCUACCAUAUAAAAAAUAGUUGUUUGGAAGAUUGUAGUACUCUCCUUUGUUGUGUAUGGGUCAUAUUAAGCCGAUUUCAUUUCCGUACAAUAAGGCUUUAAAUGCUGCACAGAACAUGUGUUUACACACACACCACAUCCGUGAUGUCUAGAUUUUUCCUGUGAGAUAUCACUAAUACUCAACUGAUAAAACAGGCACAAACAAUGUGGUCACCUAAACACAGAUCUUUAAUUUGUAUUCUUACUUUUACACUUUAUGC
Molecule: messenger RNA, 4649 nt
Organism: Ciona intestinalis (vase tunicate)
Lineage: Eukaryota; Metazoa; Chordata; Ascidiacea; Phlebobranchia; Cionidae
Source: RefSeq, a predicted model, not a curated record